UGAUAGCUCGUUAUUCAAUCACUGGCAACGAUGGCUAACACAAAGCUUUGCUUAUUUCUUUUCACAGUAUGUCUGAGUUGCGGUCUAUGCAAACCCAAUAUGAGUAACUCGUACGAUACGAUCGUGGUGGGCAUGGGCGCCGCCGGCGUGACGGCCGCGGCGACGCUGGCCAAGGCCGGCAGGAGAGUACUCGGGCUGGAGGCCGACGACAGGAUCGGCGGAAGAGUCAAGACUGUGCCCUUCGGAGACGGCGUCGUCGAAGUCGGCGCUGAAUGGAUCCAUGGCACAGUAAACAGCAGAGUGUAUGAUGCUGCUGUCCAACACAACGUGUCUACAGUAGAGCAGAGUUUAUCAAGUGAAGUGUUCAGAUCUGAUGGAUCAUAUGGUAACCGAGAUCUAUUUAAUGAGCUGACAAAGUUUUGCAUAGAAAUAGUUGAACAAUCAAGUGAUACUCCCGAACCGCUUGGACAGUUUGUCACUGCAAGACUCAUGGAAUAUUUAAAGAAGAAUCAUCCAGAUGUGUUGAAAGACCAGGACUUUGUUACUGAGUUUUUGGAGGUAAUGAACCUCUUCACAAACAACCACGAGUCUUCGAACGACUGGAAUGAUGUAACAACUCACACAACCUACGAAGUACUUGGAGGACAUUUACAUGCUAGUUGGCACAAACACGGAUACAAAACUUUUUUUGAAAUUUUACUGAAUAAAUACAAUAAUGGUUCUGGUUUGCCUUCCCUGGACAUCAAAUUGAACAAAGAGGUGACCCAGAUAAAAUGGCCAAAAGACUCAACAGGAGGGGUGGAGGUGGUGUGCAAAGAUGGGGAGAAAUUUACUGCUAGUAAUGUCAUUGUAACUGUGUCUGUGGGUGUGCUUAAAGAGAGAUACUCACAACUUUUUUCGCCGUUGUUGCCACAGGAAAAAAUUGAUAUGAUCCAAACAAUACCCAUCGGUGUCAUGGACAAAGUUAUAUUGAAAUUCGACCAGCCCUGGUGGAAGAGUAUACCGUAUACCUUCAUGUUUUUCCUCUGGAAGGGCCAGGAUAAGAAGCAAGUCAGUGACGAAGACUAUUGGACGACCAGAAUAUUCGGCUGCAGCACUCCCAUGGGCUCAAAGAAUGCUCUAACGUUAUGGACUAGCGGGGACGUCGGAAAAUUGGUUGAAACACUUCCUGAGGAUGUUGUUAUCAAAAAGUCGGUGGCGCUUCUCAGAAAAUUCAUGGGUGCCAACUUCACGAUACCGGAGCCCACCGGAAUGGUGAGAUCAACGUGGUACUCCAACCCGUUCACUCGCGGCAGCUACUCGUACGACAACCUGGCGAUGCCGCAGCACCCCGACGCCAGGUCCGUCCUCCGGCAGCCGCUGCUGGAUGCCGCCGGCACGCCCAGGGUGCUCUUCGCCGGGGAGGCCACGGACCUCACCCACUUCUCCACGGUCCACGGCGCCAGCGACUCCGGCUACAGAGAGGCCAUGCGACUGCUGCCAGCCAGCAAAAUAUAGAAUAUUUGUACAUGAACAAUGGAGGUACCGCAGUAGUGUAGUAAACUUUUGUACGCCGCAAAUAUAAGGAAAAUCCAGCCCCCUUAUUAUGAACAUGGACUUUGUUGCUUAUGUUCACAAUUUUGUCGUUUGACCUUUUUAUAUCUUAGUAUUUAAAAAGUAUUUAUACUUUUAAAAUACUUAGAUAUAAAAAGGUCAGGUUUUUUGCCGAAAGCCAAAAAAAUAUAUUUUGACAUUUACGUCAAAAUAUAUUUUUUUGGCUUUUGGCACUGACACCGGGGGUGUACUUUGCCACAUACAAGGGUAGUCGGGUUUCUUCAUAAUAAUUUUAAUCAACGUUUUACUAUAUCGUCAAGUCAAAGUAAAAGUCAAAGCAGUCAAGGAGUCAAGUCGGUCAAUUCAGCAAAGUGAUAGACGCUGUGCACAAUAACGAAUAUCUAAUGGUUAAUAUUCUACCAAUAUAUCAUACUAAAUACCCAGUAGGAAAAAAAUACAAAAACACAACAGCAUACUUUCACAUUCCCGGCAAAACUCCAGCAAUGAAGUUCACGUUCAUCAAAGUUACAUAUUUAUUAGGUCUGUCACUUAAACUAUUAGGGCUCAGCCUCGUAAUCAGCGGGCAGCGGGGCGGUGGUGGUGGCGGCGCGGGAGCGGCGCGUGUGUAGAUUUAUUGGCUUCGAAAGCAGCGGUGCGGCGAGCGGCGAACACAUACUCACAUACUAGAAGACGACUUCCCGCGCUGCCGUCACCGCUCCCACCCUGCUGCUCGCUGGUUUCGAGGCUGAGGCCUUAGUAACAUAGAUGGCGCUGUAAUAUCUAGGCGACACUAGAGCCAAUGUGAUAAGGCCUUUUAUCGAAACAUUGUUGUGGUUUCAGCAAAUCAGCAGUGAUUUAAGUUACACCUAUUUUUGUUCGUUCAGUCACACUGAAAAGUGAAAUGUAAUGCCUCUUAAUUUACUAUGAUCACCCUAGUUUAUGUAUUUUAAUUAAAACGUUAUUGUGUU
Molecule: messenger RNA, 2501 nt
Organism: Aricia agestis (brown argus)
Lineage: Eukaryota; Metazoa; Arthropoda; Insecta; Lepidoptera; Lycaenidae
Product: probable polyamine oxidase 5
Exons: 8
Coding region: 31-1497 (488 amino acids)
Molecular function (GO): polyamine oxidase activity
Source: RefSeq, a predicted model, not a curated record